Messenger RNA from Colletotrichum gloeosporioides, 819 nucleotides. RefSeq names its product Meiotically up-regulated protein 14. NCBI's taxonomy places the organism in Eukaryota, Fungi, Ascomycota, Sordariomycetes, Glomerellales, Glomerellaceae. Gene Ontology annotation, cellular component: cytoskeleton. The coding region runs from base 1 to 819 and encodes 272 amino acids. Gene Ontology annotation, molecular function: actin filament binding. The transcript has 3 exons. The record is from RefSeq and is a predicted model, not a curated record.
AUGGACGGACUCUCAACCGCUGAUGGCUCAGGGGCCACCAUCGGGAGAAGCGCUCUCAUAGCAGGUAUUCCGAAAUUCACAGGCCCUUAUCAGGAACGUAAAUGGGUUCUGGAACGGAUGGCUGGAGAUUUCCGAGUGGUUGCAAGAAAGGGCUACCUCGAGGGCACUGCUGGCCAUAUUUCAGUCCACGAUCGAGUUGACCCUGAUACAUUCUGGAUAAACCCCCUAGCCCGCCACUUUGGUCUCAUGAGGGUGAGCGACUUGGUGCAGGUGAACAUGAAUGGAGAGAUCAUAGGUGGCAAUCAUGCUUGCAUCAACAACGCCGGUUUCAAUAUUCACUCAGCUUUACACCACGCCCGUCCCGAUGUCGACGCAGCGUGUCAUUUCCACAGCAUUCACGGAAAAGCUUGGGCGUCCUUCGGACGACCACUCGAGAUGCUCAACCAAGAUGCUUGCACCUUCUACAAUGAUCAUGCCGUCCAUGACAUGUUUGGUGGUAUUGCGUUUGAGGCGUCGGAGGGGGAGCGGAUCGCGGCAGCUUUGGGACCCAACAGGUGCGCGAUAUUGAAGAACCACGGCCUUCUAACAACGGGAAAGACUGUCGAUGAGGCUGCAUUUCUCUACACUCUGAUGGAGAACUCGUGCCGCGUCCAGCUUCUUGCGCAAGCAGCUGCUGCUUCUGGUAUUCAAAAGUCUAUCUAUUCUCAUGACGAAGCAGAGUAUACGUAUCGACUGACCACUCCGGAAGCCAUGUGGUUGGAAUUUCAACCCGAUUAUGAGUACGAGCUGGCCGUUUCAGGAGGCGACUUCCUACUUUGA